AUGAGCUCCAAUGGUCGAAGUAGUCGUACAGGUGGGCCAACCAAGGCUCUACUCUCACAGAGAGGAUUUAUUGACCGUAUGGACGAUGGGCUAACCGGUGUGGAAGGUGCCCAGGAUGUGAUAUCCAUGAUAACUUCACGGCGAAGAGUCACAAAACUCAUUCUUGGACAUAAUAAGUUAUCCGAUGACGGAUGUAUUGUUCUCUUUCGGUUCUUAGCAUCCCAAGCGGGGAGGAAAUAUCGAAUAACGGAGAUUAGCUUGAACUCGAAUGAGAUUGGUGACCGUGGAUUGUUGGCUAUAGCGGUAUACCUGAAUGAGAAUCAGCAUUUGACCGAGCUGUUCUUGCAGAAUAACUUAUUUUCAGGAGAUCCUUCAGUCAUCGAGACCUUCACGAACAGUAUCAACUUCUCGCAUAUCGAAAUGCUGUCUCUCGCCACUAACAAGGCCCUUUCUGAUGAUUUUGCGGGUGCAUUCUUCUCCGGCCUACGGUCAACAUAUUUAAAGGAACUACAUGUUUCAGCUACCGGCAUCACGCGUCGCUCAGCUCCACACAUCAUCUCGUACAUCUCCUCUCCCGAACGUUGUCACUUACGUAUAUUCAAGUGUAACGGCAACGUUCUCGGCCACAGUGCAGUGAAACGUAUCAUUUUUGCUAUAGAAAAGAGCAAUUUUGUUCUUUCCACCGUGGAGCUCUACUCCAACCACAUGGCCACAGAGUCAGAUGAUGACGAUACAUCAUCCGACGACACCGAUUGGAAGGAUUUAGAAAAGAACUUGCGCCUGUUCCUUUUAAGGAACAUGCACCUCAAACGCGUGGCCGAGAAAGAGGCUCUAGGUCUUCUGCGUUACUCUCGAACCCUCCUACUUCCUACGAAAUCGUCCGCCCUCUGUAUACUACCCAUCGAACUUCAACUUCACAUUCUCUCCUUUCUCGCCCCAAGUCUAUCGCCAGCUCAACGCAUAAACGUCUGCACUUAUGCCUCGACGUCCAUGACGCUACCUCCGUUACUUCCCAAAUUGAGCGGCUGCGAACCCAAGAUGUGCCUACCGGAUCCAUCCAGUUUAGGGUUUUCUGAGGGCGAGGGCAAAGUAUGGGAAGUGCGUGGUACCACUGGUGGAUAUGCGGGAAAAUGUCGUGAUGCUGUUCUUUGUCAUAAAGAACAGCAACAGACGAAAUGGCUUGAUGCUGUUGGGUGCUCGGCGUACGAUGGAGGUUCCGCGUAA
Messenger RNA from Desarmillaria tabescens, 1224 nucleotides. RefSeq names its product RNI-like protein. The coding region runs from base 1 to 1224 and encodes 407 amino acids. The record is from RefSeq and is a predicted model, not a curated record. NCBI's taxonomy places the organism in Eukaryota, Fungi, Basidiomycota, Agaricomycetes, Agaricales, Physalacriaceae. The transcript has 3 exons. Gene Ontology annotation, molecular function: GTPase activator activity; protein binding.